AUGGUUUUGCAAGUAACAACUGCCAAUAACGUCAAAGUCUACACAGUUUCUGGAGGAUUAGGCUCUCGAUCUAUUCCUGAUUGGCUUGUACGUCAAAAGAAGAAGGCAUUGAAAAAAGAUUUUGAUUUCCGUACAAGAGUGGAACUCAUUCAAGAUUUUGAAUUUCCCGAAGCAUCCAACAAGAUAAAGACGACUCGUGAUGGAAAAUAUGUUGUAGCAACCGGCACAUAUAAACCUCAAAUGAGAGUUUUUGAAUUUGCAGAUAUGUCAAUGAAGUUUGAGCGCCAUACUGAUGCCGAAACACUCAAUUUCGAGAUCUUAUCCGAAGAUUGGACAAAGCAAGCACUUUUACAAAACGAUCGUUCAGUAGAGCUUCAUUCACAAGGUGGUAUUCAUUACCGUACUCGUAUUCCCAAGUUUGGUCGUGAUCUUGCCUAUCACUUCCCAUCUUGCGAUCUCAUGGUCACUGCAUCCGGAUCUGAAGUAUAUCGACUCAAUUUAGAUCAAGGUCGAUUUUUGAACUCUAUUCAAACUGAUUCAGAGGAAGGUGUCAAUUGUGUGGAAAUCAAUCCAGCCCAUCAGUUAUUUGGCAUGGGUACAGCUAAAGGCACAGUGGAAUUAUGGGAUCCUAGAUCCAAGUCGAGAGUGGGUCUUUUAUCCAACCUGGAAGUGCCUGCUGCAUAUGGCAGAGACGAUAACACAGCUUUGGAAGUAUCAGCACUCAAAUUCCGUAAUGAUGGUUUAACCAUGGGUGUGGGUACUACUACAGGUCAUACUUUGUUGUAUGAUUUGCGUUCCAGUGUGCCUACCAUUGUCAAGGAUCACCAAUAUGGCUUCCCUAUCAAGACCAUUCAUUUUCACAAGGGCGUUGCUGGUGCUAAUGAUUCAGAAACGGGCGGUGAUAAGGUCAUUGUUGCAGAUUGUAAGAUUGUCAAGAUUUGGGACCGUGCUAGUGGCAAGCAUUUCACAUCUAUUGAGCCUGAAACGGAUAUCAACGAUGUUACUACUGUGGAAGACAGCGGGUUGAUUUUUACUGCAAAUGAAGGUAUUCAAAUGGGCUCUUAUUUCAUCCCUCAAUUGGGUCCUGCUCCUCGCUGGGCUUCUUUCCUCGAAAACCUUACAGAAGAAAUGGAAGAAAACCCGAACCGCGACAUUUACGACGAAUACAAGUUUGUUACUCGCAAAGAACUUACAGCACUUGGUUUGGAGCAUCUCAUGGGUACCAAUGUCCUCAAGGCCUAUAUGCAUGGUUUCUUUGUCGAUUUGCGUUUGUAUGAAAAGGCUAGACUUAUUGCUAAUCCCUUUGCCUACGAUGAUUAUCGCGAGCGUGCUGUCAAGGACAAGAUUGAAAAGGAGCGUGGUUCUCGUAUCCGUGCUGUCAAACAAUUGCCCAGUGUCAACAAAGCACUUGCCAAGCAACUCAUGGCUGAACAGAAUGGCAGUAAGAAGGCCAAGGGCGGUGAGGUCUUGGGUGAUAGCCGUUUCGCAGAUUUGUUCGAAGAUCCUGAUUUCCAAGUGGACGAGAAAUCCAAAGAGUUUCAAUUGUUGCAUCCUUCUACUAAACAAAGCAGACAUGUCAGAUCUGAUGAUGAAGAAGAGGAAUCAGAUCAAGAAAUGGGUGCAGUACACGAUAUGGACAUGGAAGAUGAUGACGAAGAGAUGGAUCAAGAUGAUGACAGCGACCGUAUGUCCGGUGGAUCUGACAGCGAAGAUGACAUUGUGUCCAAGAUUCGUAAAGAAAGAGGAUUAGAAGUGCGUGACAAGAAGCAAGCAUCAACUUCCAUUCGAUCAGGAUCAAGAAACACCAGCACCAAGAAGCGUGGACCUGAUAUGCGUAUGGGUACAGUGGGAGGCAGAAUGACAAGCAAGAGUGAGAGCAAAAAAUCCUUCGGAUCCAGAUUACAAUCUCAAGAGAAUCGCCGCAAGAAUGAUGGCCAUAAUAUGUCACGUACAGCCUUGGGAGGUAUGGAGAUGUCCUUUACACCUCAGUCAUCAAAGAGCAAAGGUGGAAACAAGGAUAAUAACAAGCACAAGAAUAAGCGUCGUGCAUAA
Mucor velutinosus is the source of this 2052-nucleotide messenger RNA. RefSeq lists its product as uncharacterized. The record is from RefSeq and is a predicted model, not a curated record. Gene Ontology annotation, biological process: maturation of SSU-rRNA from tricistronic rRNA transcript (SSU-rRNA, 5.8S rRNA, LSU-rRNA). Gene Ontology annotation, cellular component: nucleus; nucleolus; 90S preribosome. NCBI's taxonomy places the organism in Eukaryota, Fungi, Mucoromycota, Mucoromycetes, Mucorales, Mucoraceae. The coding region runs from base 1 to 2052 and encodes 683 amino acids. The transcript is spliced from 4 exons. Gene Ontology annotation, molecular function: protein binding.